CUUUUCCUCGGAGCGGUAGAGACGAGUCGAGAGAAGCUACAUAGGGUUGGUCUGAGAACGGGUUAGCCGUUCGGGAAUUUCCGUCAAAGUGUUCGGGAAACAUCGUGCAUUUCCGACUGCGGCUUCGGCUGUUUCCGCUCCGGGGAAGCGCUUGCCGUCGCCAACGGUAACGCUCGGCGUCUUCUUGGCGUCGAGGAGCGCGCUUUCUUUCCUCUCAGGCAAGCAGGCGAGGGACGGAGAGGAGGCCUCGUUGGCUUUCGUUUUCCUCCAGGCCUAGGGACCGGGGCCUCGAGUGAGAGGCAGGCCGGAGACGUGAAGGGUUGCUGGGCUGCGAGGGUUUCUCCUUUCCCCAGGACGAGAGACUCCAGUUCUUCUCAUUCACCUUCAAGGAAACUCUUGUUUAUGGUUGACAGGGCCGAAGAUGGACAGAACCUAUCCUUUCCUUCUCCAAACUGAAUGGGGCUUCGGGCAGGACUUUCUCAAACAGGACCAUUUACAAGCUUCAGAUGUGUAGCGUUUGCCUUUCGAAAUGGCUGUGUACGUUAAUCAUCAAAUAGAAGCUCUUGAGUCCCAUGGACCGCACUUCCACAUUGCGUGGCACCACAUUCAUCCGUUUUUGGCCAUUGCAUCUGUUAAUUCAAAUUCUGGGGGCAGUGUGGGUAUUUUUCUAGAGCAGGGUGAGUAUGCUUGUGAUGCCUACUUGGAAAGAAACUUUCGAGCCACGUGCCUCAACUGGCACCCAUCCAAACAGAUCCUGGCGGUGGGCUGCGAAAUGGGGGACGUAGUGGUGGUGAACAAGCAAGACAAGGAGCAUCAUGCUGUACCUUCCAACCACAAUGCUGAUAUCACAAUCCUAAACUGGAGCACUAAUGGAACCCGGCUAGUUUCUGGUGACAAACUCGGUGUCCUUGUUUUAUGGAGGAUGGACCAGCGGGGUAGAGUUCAAGGCCCCCCACUCCUUAAGCAUGAAUAUGGGAAGCAUCUCAAUUGUUGUAUUUUCCGGCCACCUCCUCCUGGCGAGGACUUGGUGCAGUUGGCAAAAGCGGCAGUGAGUGGUGACGAGAAGGCCUUGGAUAUGUUUAACUGGAGAAAAGCUGGCAUGGGAAUGCCUCUGAAGAUGGGACCCCAGGAAGGACUGUCCUUCUUUAUCAGUACAACUGAUGGAAUUGUGCAUUAUGUGAAUGAAAGAGGGAAAACAAGCCAGGCAUUGACUACAGAGAGUUCAAUUCAAAAACUGCUGUUUAUGGAAAAUGAUGUCUUGGUGGUCAUAACAGAGACACUCCUUUUAUCACUUCAUAAAAUUUCCCUUGAAGGAGAAACAGAGGAACUCUUGAAGGUAAAGCUGAGUGGGAAAAUUGGUCACCCUGCUGAUAUUAUUUUGACUGACCAUAGCCUUCUUAUCACUGCAACAGGGGAACCAGUUGUCAGAUUCUGGGACUUGGAGCGAGGUGAGAACUAUGUAGUGUCUCUGGAUGAACAGUUCGGAUUUGAAGUAGGAGAAUGUGUCAACUGUAUUUCCUAUUGCAGUGCUAAAGGUCUUUUAUCAGGUGGCACAGAUAAAGGGAGAAUAGCUAUGUGGAGGAAAACAUCACUCUCCAGCCAAAAUACAUGGUCGCUGGAAGGAAAGGACAAAUGGAAGCUUCAGGCACCUACUGAGUUGGAAGGGAAUAUCAUUCAAAUACAGUGGGGAUCGAAGAAAAAUUUGUUAGCUGUAAACACAACCAACUCUGUGCAGAUCCUUAGUGAGCAGGCCAUGUGUUCGCAUUUCCACCAGCAAGUGGCAGUGGUGCAGGUUUCUCCAAACUUAUUCAGCGUGACUUCUUUUAGCGACAAGAUGACUGAAAAUCUCCGUCUUGACAUGCGGGUGAAUGGGGUUUUUGCCACUAAGGAUGCUGUAGCCUUUUGGAAUGGAAAGCAAGUUGUUGUCUUUGAACUUUCGGGUGCCACUUUACGAAAUACAGGUUCUUUCAGUUGUGAUUCUCCAGUGCUGGCUAUGCAUGAAGAAAACCUUUACACAGUUGAGCCAAAUCGGGUCCAAGUUCGCACCUGGCAAGGCACAGUUAAGCAGCUACUAGUGUUCUCUGAAUCAGAAGGAAAUCCAUGCCUCCUUGAUGUCUGUGGGAAUUUCCUGACAGUGGGAACAGACUUGGCAAACUUCAAAAUAUUUGAUCUUUCUCGCAGAGAGGCGAAAGUGCACUGCAGCAGUAAGGCUCUGACAGAUCUGCUUCCAGGUACCGGUGGGAUUACAUCUGUCAAAUGCAAUGCAAGUGGAAACAAAGUGAGCAUUCUCAUCAACAAGGCUGAUGGGAGUCUUGAUUCCAAGAUCUGUUUCUAUGACAUUGAAAUGGAUACAGUCACCUUGUUUGAUUUCCAGUCUGGCCAACAGAAAGAUGGCAGGGAGAUUUCCUCCUUUGGACAGGAAGCUGAAGGGAGAAAAAUCUCUGAUCUUCCUGAGCUGUGGGAUCACAUCCCUGUUAGCCACUUCUGGGAUCAAAAUGAGCCGAGGCUUUUCAUCUGUGAAACUGUCCUUGACCCAAAUCAGCAGUCCCUGGACAAGAAACAACAAUCCACAGAAAGCCUAGUGGAUGCUUUGAUUAUAUGCUUUUUCAUUACUGAAGAGCAUGGCCUUUUGCUGCAGGACAGCUUUCCAUUGCCAUCAUCCUACCAGUCUCUCUUAGGCAUGGAGGUGCCACAUUACUAUUUUUCUAGAAAGUUAUUGUUUUGGAGGGGAGCUCUCUAUAAACCUUAUCCAGAAGCAGAGAAGAAAGAUGAGAUGGAGCCUGGUGUGAUAUCGCUUUACCAGAUGGUAGCCAGAAGGCCGAUGCGCGAUUUCGUUGGUCUGGAAGAGUGUGACAAAAGUACGCUUGACGCUGUGCUUAACUUCAGCUUGUAUCUUACAAUUGGCGAUAUGGAUGAAGCCUUUAAAUCCAUCAAACUUAUAAAAAGUGAGGCAGUUUGGGAGAACAUGGCCCGCAUGUGUGUGAAGACCCAAAGGCUGGAUGUGGCCCGAGUCUGUCUGGGGAACAUGGGCCAUGCCCAAGGAGCCAAGGCAUUACGAGAGGCUGAACAAGAGCCAGAGCAAGAAGCCAGGGUUGCCAUGUUGGCAAUCCAGCUGGGCAUGCUGGAAGAUGCGGAGCGACUGUACAAGCAGUGCAAGCGCUAUGACCUCUUAAACAAGUUCUACCAGGCCUCCAACCAGUGGCAGAAAGCCAUGGAAGUUGCCGAGGCGCAUGACCGUGUCCACUUGCGCACUACCUAUUACAAUUACGCCAAGCAUUUGGAAGCUACCGCUGACCUCAGUCUUGCGCUCACCUAUUAUGAAAAGUCAGACACACACAAAUUUGAGGUCCCACGGAUGCUUUCUGAAGAUUUACAGGCCUUGGAGUCUUAUGUCAACAAGAUGAAAGAUAAGGGCUUGUGGAAGUGGUGGGCACAGUACCUGGAAGGUCAGGCAGACAUGGAAGCAGCUUUGAAAUAUUACGAACUGGCUCAAGACUACUUCUCCAUGGUCCGGAUUCACUGUUUCCUGGGCAACAUCCAGAAGGCGGCUGAUAUUGCAAAUGCUACAGGGAACUGGGCAGCCUCCUAUCAUGUUGCCCGCCAGUAUGAGAGCCAUGAUGACAUCAAACAAGCCGUACACUUCUAUACCAGAGCCCAAGCUUUUAACAACGCUAUCCGACUGUGCAAGGAAAACAAUCUGGAUGACCAGCUGAUGAAUCUGGCUCUUCUUAGUUCUCCAGAAGACAUGAUUGAAGCUGCGCGUUAUUAUGAAGGAGGAGGGGAGCAAAUGGACAGAGCAGUCAUGCUAUAUCACAAGGCAGGACACUUGUCCAAGGCCCUGGAGCUGGCCUUUACGACAGAGCAGUUUGCAGCCCUUCAGCUCAUUGCUGAGGAUUUAGAUGAGAAGUCUGACCCAGCUCUUCUGGCUCGUUGCUCUGAUUUCUUCAUUGAACAUGGCCAGUAUGAGAAGGCUGUGGAACUCCUGCUAGCUGCUAAAAAGUACCAGGAUGCUUUGCAGCUUUGCCUGGCACAGAACCUGACCAUCACGGAGGAAAUGGCUGAAAAAAUGACUAUUUCAAAGGAUUCCAAGGAGAUUCCCGAAGAUUCCCGGCGGGCGCUCUUGGAACAGAUUGCCGACUGCUGUAUGCGGCAGGGCAAUUACCACAUGGCCACCAAGAAAUAUACCCAGGCAGGAAACAAGUUGAAAGCAAUGAGAGCCCUCCUGAAAUCGGGUGACACAGAAAAAAUUGUAUUCUUUGCUGGCGUCUCCAGGCAGAGGGAGAUUUACAUCAUGGCUGCAAACUACCUCCAGUCAUUGGACUGGCGCAAGGACCCAGAGAUUAUGAGGAACAUCAUCAGUUUUUAUACCAAAGGGAGAGCUCUUGACCUCCUGGCUGGUUUUUAUGAUGCUUGUGCUCAGGUGGAAGUGGACGAGUACCAAAAUUACGAGAAGGCCCUGGGAGCUCUGACGGAAGCAUACAAGUGCCUGUCGAAGGCAAAGACGCGCAGCCCGGUCGAGCAGGAGAGCAAGCUUGCGCUCUUACACAGCAAGAUGGCCCUGGUGAAAAAGUUCAUUCAGGCCCGAAGGCUUUACUCUGAAGACCCCAAGGAGGCAGCAAGGCAGUGCGAGCUUCUCUUGGAUGAGCCAGAGCUUGACAGCGCCAUCCGCCUGGGAGAUAUCUUAGGCUUCCUAGUGGAGCAUCACCUGCAGACCCAAGAAUUCCAGACGGCUUACCGGUACCUAGAAGAGAUGCGGAAGAAGAUCCCCUGUGUGAACCUUGGUUACUACGUCAGCCAGCAAACCAUGGAGGCCGUCCACCGAGGGCUGGGCCUCCCGCCAAGUCGAAACCCGGCCCCGGAGAGGCUCCGCCACAACAGCCUGGAGGAAAAGGAGGUGGAGGAGGACGUGGCCGAUGAAGCAGAGGCCUUCUGAAAGAAGAAAGGAGCCCGGCCUGGAGCUCUGAAACAGGACAGUCUUCUCAUGUCAUUAGGAAAAAACUGGGAGACAGGCUGGCCCCUCAUCUUGCUUGGUCAGCCAUCUUUUAAUCUGUGUAAAUUAAUCUAUAUAAUUGACUUGGCUCUUUUUAAAAAAAACACACAUUUAAUAUACUUGUUUUAUGCAUUUUAUAUCAAAUUACAAGAUGGAAAGUUUUUGGAAAUCAUUCAGGACAAAGCAUUGCUUUCAUAAACCUCAAAAUACCA
Messenger RNA from Anolis sagrei ordinatus, 5202 nucleotides. The record is from RefSeq and is a predicted model, not a curated record. NCBI's taxonomy places the organism in Eukaryota, Metazoa, Chordata, Lepidosauria, Squamata, Anolidae.